Molecule: messenger RNA, 2095 nt
Organism: Emys orbicularis (European pond turtle)
Lineage: Eukaryota; Metazoa; Chordata; Testudines; Emydidae
Gene: MRM1
Product: mitochondrial rRNA methyltransferase 1
Exons: 6
Coding region: 111-1325 (404 amino acids)
Biological process (GO): rRNA methylation
Cellular component (GO): mitochondrion
Molecular function (GO): RNA binding; rRNA (guanine) methyltransferase activity
Source: RefSeq, a predicted model, not a curated record
UCCCUCCUGGGGUUUGAGCGGAACCAACCUCACCCGCGGGUAGAAAGCGUCAGCCCAGCGCAGCCUCCCGGAGGGAUAGCCGUUCCGAGGGAGAAGACUUGAGCGGUAGAAUGGCCUUUGUGGUGGUGAUGGUGAAGACCUUUAAGUUCAAUAUCUGGAAAACUGCAAGACUUUCAUUUGCUUUUAGUUGCAACAGUCAUUUUCGGGCAGUCAACCAUUUUUUGGCUCAGGAGAAGGAGCCAUCGCAAUCUUCAUCACCUGCGGGGUUCGGGAAUGAAGGAAAUUCACAGCACCACGGCAGCCACCAGCUUCCAGUGUCGGGACUUGGGGAUGCUGCUGCACGAGUGAUCCCCAAAUCACAUCCUCCUCCCAAAAGCUAUAAAGGCCUCGCCCCUCAGAAGAAUUUGCGGGGGCAGUGGAAGUCUAGAAAGAGAAGCACUGAGCAGGCUGCAUCUUCCAGUGAGGAAUUUAGGAACCUGAGAGAGGAUGACUUUUCAAAACAGCAGAAAAGACCAGUGCCAAAGCCUAUGUCCAUUGAAAGGACCAAAGGUUCGGAGAUCUUGUUUGGCAUUGCGCCCUGCUCCCUGGCUUUCUCGCAGUCAAAGAGGGACUUUUUCCAGUUGUUCCUCAAGUCGGACAGCAGCUGCGCACGGCCUGUGAUGGAAGAGUUUGCCCAACGAGCUAAGGCCUGCGGGGUCCCCGUGCACCAUGUCAGAAGGCAGGUGCUGGAUGCUCUUUGCAAAGGUCGUGUCCACCAGGGAGUUUGCUUAGAGGCCACUCCUCUCCAUCUUAGCAGCUUGGAAGAAACUGAAGCUUCCCAGGUUGGUCUGGGCACACAGCUGCUUUGGCUGGUGCUGGAGCAGAUACAGGAUCCUAUGAAUCUGGGUGCAGUGCUGCGUUCUGCGUACUUCUUAGGAGUUGACAGAGUGGUGACCAGCCAAAAGGACAGCUGCCCCCUUACUCCUACGGUGAGCAAAGCAAGCUCUGGAGCCAUGGAAGUUUUGGAAGUAUAUAGCACAGAUAAUCUCCAGAGAUUUCUGAAGGCUAAAACUGAAGAAGGCUGGGAAGUCAUAGGAACAGUCAGCAAAUCUGAGGUGGAGGAUAAGGUCCCCGUCAUCAGCUGCAUAGAGUUUCACUGGAAUAAACCCACUGUUUUAGUAUUAGGGAACGAAGGGUAUGGGCUAUCUUCGGAGACACGAAGUUUGUGCCACAGGAUGCUAAUCAUCCCUCCUGGAAGAAUGUUGCAGCCUGGGAUUGAAUCAUUAAAUGUUUCUGUUGCUACUGGGAUUCUCUUGCAUUCUAUAUGCAGCCAAAAAAUAAAGUAACGGAAUAUGAUUUUACCGUGAUUUGCGUAGAUCUUUAAAAAUCCAACCUUUUUGAGCAGGGAAAACAGUUCAGUGUUGUGUGGCUUCACUGACAAUCAGUAGAGGCAGACACCCUGUUGCACUUUCCAGAGUCUUUGUACAGCUGUGAGCUCCUGAGAAGCUAAGAAGAAAGUAAACACUGAAACUUCUGCUGUAGAAUGUUCAACUUAAACUUUAGAAGAUUCCAGAUACCAUUCCAGGUUAUGUCCAAUGUCCUGCACUCCAGGUUGUCUCUGCACAAUGUUCCACCUGAGUAUUGGAUGCAGUGGCUUCAUCAUGCUGUGUUUACAGACUGCUAAAAGCUCCAGGAACCUGUUGAAUACAUAAACUCCAAGAGACAAGAUUAAAAGAAAAUGUGACAGAGAGAAAGCUAGAUUUUAAAAACAGGGAGCCAAAUCUCUCUCUGUUUACUGAUGCAAAACAGCCAUUAAAAUAAAUGAACCUUCGUUUUUUUUUUUUUUUACACUAACACUCCUUUACAGAACUCAUUCCCAGUGAGAUCUUUGCUGGAAUAAGGACUGCAGAAUUGGGCCUAUUCUGUAUUUUUUUCAUAGUGUGAUGGUGUUUCCCAUUCCACAUCACUGUUUGAACAUCUGAAAACAUGUUGCAUUGAAUUUGACUGUAAAAUAGGUCGGUGAACUCAAUCGUGUGACAGAUGUGACCUAUAAUGAAACUCAGUUGAGGGGGAAAAAAGUAACCCAUUGAAAUAAAACUGUCUAAAGAUUUGUCGU